Molecule: messenger RNA, 1533 nt
Organism: Cadophora gregata
Lineage: Eukaryota; Fungi; Ascomycota; Leotiomycetes; Helotiales; Ploettnerulaceae
Gene: DOT1
Product: Nucleosomal histone H3-Lys79 methylase
Exons: 2
Coding region: 1-1533 (510 amino acids)
Biological process (GO): subtelomeric heterochromatin formation; regulation of transcription regulatory region DNA binding; DNA repair
Cellular component (GO): nucleus; nucleosome
Molecular function (GO): histone binding; histone H3K79 methyltransferase activity
Source: RefSeq, a predicted model, not a curated record
AUGUUCGGUGGCGUCAAGUCUGGGAUUCAGCGCAGGAAGGGCGUGGUUUCCACUGUCCGGAUACAGACUGAGAAAAGACCAGCACCCCUCCCCUCCGUCGAGAGAGCGAGACAGCACACAUCUCAAAGACCUUCGCCGUCUCGAGAGUCAUCUGCUCGGCCAUCACCAUCUUCUGCAGCUGCCAGCCCAGCAACACCCGCAACACCCUCCUCCGACCCAAACGAAUCUUCCUCUUUGCGCCCUCCAAAGCGCAAAGCUGCCAGACAACUAUCUCCCAACGACAUGCCUAUCAUGUAUGACACAAGCGACGAGAGUAGUGACUCUAACAUCGACCUUGCCGAUCACAAGUCAUUUAAGAGGCAAAAGACGAACCGCCCGGAGGAUGAAAAACGACAGCUUCGAUCCAGGAAAGCCUUCUCUGAUGAGGACGGUGGAACUUUCGAUAUGAUACAUGCAGCGGAUCUGUGUGACAAGUCUUCCAAGGCGUCUUCGGGAAACGUUACAGUUGAGCUGAAGUAUCCUAGUGCUUCCCAGCUUGAAAGAUUUUAUUUGGACUUCGGCAAAGACAAAAUCGACUCAUUAGAAGAGAUCGUGAACGUUGCUAGGAUCGUUCGAGACGUUUACUUAACAAAGAAGCAGGCAAAGGGUUUUGCCGCAGCCAAUUCUGGUGUUAUCAGACAAUUGGAGAAAGCUCAAAAUGCCAUAACAUCUAUCAAGACAAAGAGAGUGGAUAUUCGUUUACUCGAAGACUUCAAAAAAGCGGUUGAUUUCUACAACGCAACAAUGACAAGUCUUCUCCGAGAAGGAGCUCUUGCCAAGAAUUUGGACGAGCUGCACCAUUUGCCAUUGGAGAUGGUCCAAUUCAUUCUACAGCAAGUUUACGACCGCGCUGUGUCACCCCAUGUGGAUGAUCUCCGGGUUUAUAAAGCAGGAUCCGAUGGUGUCUACGGGGAGCUUCUUUCGUCCUUUGUCUCCACAGUUCUGGGGAAGUGUGGGCUUAAGUCUGACCAAGUCUUCGUCGACUUGGGCUCGGGGGUUGGAAACGUUGUCUUGCAAGCAGCUCUGGAAUUUGGUUGUGAGAGCUGGGGUUGCGAGAUGAUGCCUAAUGCUUGCAGACUCGCGAGAAAGCAAGCUGCCGAGUUCAAGGCUCGUUGCCGCCUUUGGGGUCUCAAUACUGGUAAUGUUCGGCUCGAGGAGGGCAACUUCUUGAAGAAUGAAGCAAUCAUUGCAGUGUUGAGGAAGGCAGAUGUGGUACUUGUCAACAAUGAGGUUUUUGGGGAGCAGACAAAUAAGGACCUUGGGCUUUUGUUCCUCGACCUGAAGGACGGAUGUCACAUCAUUUCAUUGCAGUCAUUUGCACGUGGUAGCGCUCGUAACCACCACGACCCCGCCAACAUCAUUCAAAAUACCGACGACAGUCCUCUUCCUUUUGGUCCUCGUGAUGUCAGCUGGACAGGUCGCGGUGGAGACUAUUACAUCGCUACCAAGGAUGAAGCCCAUCUCGCUAGGAUGCGUGCCGCUAACGAGGGAUAG